This is a messenger RNA of Polyodon spathula (Mississippi paddlefish), 5083 nucleotides long. RefSeq names its product glutamate receptor 2-like. Lineage: Eukaryota; Metazoa; Chordata; Actinopteri; Acipenseriformes; Polyodontidae. Gene Ontology annotation, molecular function: AMPA glutamate receptor activity; transmitter-gated monoatomic ion channel activity involved in regulation of postsynaptic membrane potential. The record is from RefSeq and is a predicted model, not a curated record. Gene Ontology annotation, cellular component: postsynaptic membrane; plasma membrane; dendritic spine. Gene Ontology annotation, biological process: monoatomic ion transport; synaptic transmission, glutamatergic; modulation of chemical synaptic transmission.
UUAACAUUCCUCCCUUGUCUGUGUUGCUGAAAGGAGAGCUCCAGUGAACGGUGAGAGGGAGUGCAGUGCUCUUGUGCGAGUGAAGGUACUGAGAUACAGUGGGGCAGCAGCAGCAAGAAAGAAAAAAAAAAAAAGAAUUCUGCAUAAAAUAAUUUUUCUUCACUUUUGGAACUGGAACUAGGACCUCUGAAAGCUAUCAUCAGCGAAAAAAAAAAUAUCGGUGAUUUCCUUAUAAAUUACGUCUCCAACAUGAAUAGGAUCUAAUACCUACAGCUUUGCCGAAAAAAAAGAAGGAUUAUUGUCCGUUGGAUGUGGUUAUGUUUUCUUUGGAAAUGCAAAAGAUUAUGCAUUUAUCUGUCUUCCUUGUUCCUGUUUUUUUGGGACUGGCGUUUGGUGGCUCUUCCAGUGUACAAAUUGGGGGUUUUAUUUCCAAGGGGUGCACGAUCAGGAAUACAGAUGCAUUUCGAAUAGGAAUGGUUCAGUUCGCCACUCCUGAGUUUAGACUGACGCCCCAUAUUGACAAUCUGGAAGUGCAAACAGUUUUUGCUGUCACCAAUUGUUUCUGUUCCCAGUUUUCAAGAGGAGUCUAUGCUAUUUUUGGAUUCUAUGAUAAGAAGUCUGUAAAUACUAUAACAUCAUUUUGUGGAACUCUACACGUCUCUUUUAUAACACCAAGCUUUCCUGCAGAUGGAUUACAUCAGUUUGUUUUACAGAUGCGACCAGAUGUCAAGGGUGCUCUUCUUAGUUUGAUUGAGUACUAUCAGUGGGACAAAUUUGCAUAUCUGUAUGACAGUGAUAGAGGUUUAUCAACACUGCAAGUAGUACUGGAUACUGCUGCUGAAAAGAAAUGGCAAGUAACAGCAAUCAAUGUAGGCAACCUCAAAGAUGAAAAGAAAGACGAAGCUUACCGCUCUCUGUUUCAAGAUCUUGAGAUCAAGAAAGAAAGGAGGGUGAUUCUGGACUGUGAGCAAGACAAAGUGAAAGACAUUAUGGAACAGGUCAUUACCAUUGGAAGACAUGUUAAAGGAUACCACUACAUCAUUGCAAACCUGGGAUUCAUAGAUGGGGAUUUGUCCAAAAUUCAGUAUGGCGGAGCCAACGUAUCAGGAUUUCAGAUUGUUGAUUUUGAUGACCCAGUUGUCUCAAAAUUCGAUCAGCGGUGGGAAGCUUUAGAGGAAAAAGAAUAUCCUGGGGCGGACAACAGAAUUAGGUACACGUCUGCCUUGACUUACGAUGCUGUGCAAGUGAUGACCGAAGCCUUCCGCUACCUGCGCAAACAGAGGAUUGACAUCUCCAGGAGAGGCAAUGCCGGUGACUGUCUGGCAAACCCUGCUGUACCCUGGGCCCAAGGAGUUGAAAUAGAAAGAGCCUUGAAACAGGUCCAUGUGGAAGGCUUGACUGGAAACAUACAGUUUGAUCAGUACGGGAGAAGAAUUAACUAUACGGUUAAUGUUAUGGAGUUAAAAAACAGUGGUCCGCGGAAGAUUGGUUAUUGGAAUGAAGUUGACAAAAUGGUUGUUACAGCAAUUGAUUUCUCCCCUGGGAAUGACUCCACCGGCAUGGAAAAUAAGACAGUAAUUGUGACAACAAUUUUGGAAGCACCGUAUGUAAUGCUGAAAAAAAAUUAUGAGCUAUUUGAAGGCAAUGACAUGUAUGAAGGUUACUGUGUGGAUCUGGCAGCAGAAAUAGCUAAACAUUGUGGGUUCAAGUACAAGCUAUCUAUCGUACCUGAUGGAAAGUAUGGAGCCAGGGAUGCGGAAACCAAAAUUUGGAAUGGAAUGGUGGGAGAACUUGUGUAUGGGAAAGCUGACAUAGCUGUGGCUCCAUUAACCAUCACCCUGGUGCGAGAAGAAGUGAUAGACUUUUCAAAGCCCUUUAUGAGCCUGGGGAUCUCCAUCAUGAUUAAGAAGCCUCAGAAAUCCAAGCCCGGGGUGUUUUCCUUCCUAGAUCCCCUGGCAUACGAAAUCUGGAUGUGCAUAGUGUUUGCCUACAUCGGGGUCAGUGUGGUUCUGUUCCUAGUCAGUCGCUUCAGCCCCUAUGAGUGGCACACCGAGGAAUAUGAAGACGGACAAAUACAAAGUAACGAAUCCACAAAUGAAUUUGGGAUAUUUAAUAGUCUCUGGUUUUCUCUUGGUGCCUUUAUGCAGCAAGGAUGCGAUAUUUCGCCAAGAUCUCUCUCUGGGCGAAUUGUUGGAGGGGUAUGGUGGUUCUUUACCUUGAUCAUAAUCUCAUCCUACACGGCUAACUUAGCUGCUUUCCUGACUGUUGAACGGAUGGUGUCCCCAAUUGAAAGCGCAGAGGAUCUCGCUAAACAAUCAGAGAUUGCUUAUGGAACGCUGGACUCUGGCUCAACAAAAGAAUUUUUUAGGAGAUCUAAAAUUGCACUGUUUGAUAAAAUGUGGACCUAUAUGAAAAGCGCUGAGCCGUCCGUGUUUGUGAAGACAACCGCAGAGGGUGUCGCCCGUGUACGGAAGUCCAAAGGGAAAUACGCUUAUCUGCUGGAGUCCACGAUGAACGAGUAUAUCGAGCAGAGGAAGCCAUGCGACACCAUGAAGGUCGGAGGGAACCUGGACUCAAAGGGCUACGGCAUUGCAACGCCUAAAGGAUCCUCAUUAAGAAAUGCGGUUAACCUCGCAGUACUAAAACUGAAUGAACAAGGCCUCUUGGACAAAUUGAAAAACAAAUGGUGGUACGACAAAGGAGAGUGCGGCAGCGGGGGAGGUGAUUCCAAGGAGAAGACAAGUGCACUAAGCCUGAGCAACGUUGCUGGAGUGUUCUACAUUCUCGUCGGCGGACUUGGUUUGGCAAUGCUGGUGGCUUUGAUUGAGUUCUGUUACAAGUCAAGAGCAGAGGCGAAACGAAUGAAGGUGGCAAAGAAUGCACAGAAUAUUAACCCAAAUCCCUCGCAGAAUUCGCAGAAUUUUGCAACUUAUAAGGAAGGUUACAACAUGACCUUUGGUGAUGCCAUGAGAAGCAAAGCAAGACUGUCAAUUACAGGAAGCACUGGAGAAAACGGCCGUGUGAUGACUCCAGAAUUUCCAAAAGCAGUGCAUGCAGUAUCUUACGUGAGACCUGGCAUGGGAAUGAAUGUCAAUGUGACUGAUCUCUCUUGAUUGAUAAGAACCUUUUGAGUGCCUUACACAAUGGUUUUAAACGUGUGUUUUCCUGGUGAAUGGUUGAGAGGCAAAUCCAGUAUCGUCAAGACAUUUAUUUUUUUGUCAAAUUAAGAACCUUUCUCCUCGUGGAAAUUCGUCAUGGAGUUGUUAGUGCAAACAACAUCAUCUUCUUUCUGUUAUUUCUCUCUUUAUCUCUCUCUACUUGUUUGAAACGGAGCUUGACUGACAUGCACAGCUAAUGUUGGAAGUACUGAAAUCGUUGUCUAGGCAACAUAUCUGUUUCGGUAGCCACCAUCAUUGACUUAAGCACACUUGACAUCAUCUGCAUCAAGGUGUGAAAUGUUUUUUAAGAAAAUUAAAUAAAAUAUACAGUAUAUAAAAAAAAAACAUAUUUUUAAGUAUUUUCACAACAAAAUUGCUUUUAAAUAAAUCUGCUUCCAUUCUGGUUGAUUUAAUCUGCGGGGAUGAGACACGGCUUUAGGCAACCAGUUCCAUAUUUUUCAAAGUCAAAUAUGUUCAUGCUAAAGGAGGUAAAUGGUUGAACUCUUGUAAUUUAUUAUUGUUAUUAAAAUGUUCCUGUAUAUCGUAUAGUUUAACAUUUGGUGUUAAUAUCAAGUACUUGGCAAUGCUUAACAUUUGAUAUAAAAAAUGUCCUAAGGUUUUAUUUGCAAAAGAUGAAAUUCCUUGCACUUCUGUCACUGUUAUGGUUUUAUUUUUUUAUUUUAUUUUUUUUUUUCAACUGAAGGUUUGAAUGGUGUUACCAUUCUCAUUCAAUUCAGCAUACAAGGAUCAGGGUAGCCAUUUUUUUUAAUUAUAAAAAAGCAGUCUACACAUUAUGAGUGUUGUAAGCCAUUCAUUAUAUUAUUGCAUUCGUUUUGCUACUAAAUUGACGAAUUUGUUAAAAAUGCCAAAUAAAGAAGUGUACCAAAUGUACUGGCAUUAUUGACAAGACUAAGUUUUAACAAAAUCGUUCAAUGUCAUCCAAGUGAAUGUAGCUAAUACAUUCUGUAUGUGUUGUAACACUAUGUACAGUUUGAUGGCUUACUGAAUAAUUUGCUGAUUUUGAUGUGUAAAUUAACAUUUUGAAGCGUGGCAGUUUCCUCACAAAAUAACUAUUUGAUUUUGCCUUUAAUAUAUGGUGACUGAAGCCACCAAUAUGACAUGAUUCUCAAUAUUUCCAGUUUAAAAAUGUCCAAGAUUGUAUGGGAAACCAAACAUUUGUGAAAAGGUCAGGAAAUGCAGUUAUCAAUAACUAGUUUUCAUUUUAUUUUCUCUGAGGCUGCUUACAGAUCCAGAGGGAAUUAAACAAGAACUAGUUAGUUAAGCAAUGUGUUAUAUAUCUAAUAGGUAAAUGAGUAUAUUCAUUAUCGAAAAAAAAAACAAAAACAUUAAUCAGCUGGGCAAAUAUGAAUGGAUUAAGCUGUAUUAUUCCUUGGGUCUGAUUUGUUGAUUUAUCAUCUUUAUACAUCACAAGGGGACAUUGUUAUACCAUUAAGGUUGACCAAGAGCAUAAAGUCAUAUAUUUUGUAAAUUAAAUAUUCUGCAGGUCAUCUAGAAGUAUGUGUAUGUAUACCUUUAAAAAGAUACACUGGAUAAUAUGGCACAAAUGUACUAUUUGAAUGAAACAUAUUUAGUUUAUAGAUCAUUACUUAUUUUGUAUCUGAAUGAACUGUGUAUAUGAAUUAGCCUCUAGCCCAAAUAUGAGGACCAAAAUGACGCAACGUAUCAGUAUUUUUUUUUCUAUUAUAAUUGUUAUUAAGUGUGUUGACUGUUAUUAAGAUUCAUUUACAAAAGCAUUUUUAGUUUGCAAGCUAUUCUCACUGACACUUUGUAAAUGGAGUGUGUUCUAAUGUCUGAGCUUGGCCAAUUAAUUUUUGGGACUAUUUCCAAGUAUUUUAUCUUGGCCAUACAUAAACUAGUCUAUCUUAUGUAUAAUAUUUCAAUACAUUUUCAGUAAUAAAAUUUAA